Molecule: messenger RNA, 3759 nt
Organism: Microcebus murinus (gray mouse lemur)
Lineage: Eukaryota; Metazoa; Chordata; Mammalia; Primates; Cheirogaleidae
Source: RefSeq, a predicted model, not a curated record
GGAGGCUGCCGCUCGCCGCCAGCCACGCCUGCUCCGAGGCCGGCCGGGAGCCAGGGGGCCGGCCCGGAGCUCCCGCCCGCCGGGCUGCCCUGGGACGGGAGGAGCCGGGAGAGGAGCCCGCCCCAGACUUUAGAGCUGCGAUGGCCAUCCAAAUACCCUGCCCUGCUUUGACAAAACCGAGAGCAAAAAGCCGAAACCCAGACACGGAGUUCCCAAGGUCACAGAGUUGUAGCUGCCAUUUACAAAUGAUGGCAUUAGCUCUGUGUCUGCAGGUGCUGUGCAGCCUGUGUGGCUGGCUCUCGCUCUAUAUUUCUUUCUGCCGCCUGAAUAAGCACCGAAGCUAUGAGUGGAGCUGCCGGCUGGUUACUUUCACCCAUGGAGUCCUCUCCAUAGGCCUCUCGGCUUAUAUUGGCUUCAUUGAUGGCCCAUGGCCUUUUACUCACCCAGGCUCUCCUAAUACACCCCUCCAAGUUCACGUUCUUUGUCUCACCUUGGGCUACUUCAUCUUUGACUUGGGAUGGUGCAUCUACUUCCGGUCAGAGGGUGCCCUGAUGCUGGCCCACCACACACUGAGUAUCUUGGGCAUUAUCAUGGCCCUGGUGCUUGGGGAGUCAGGCACAGAAGUCAAUGCAGUCCUCUUUGGGAGUGAGAUUACCAAUCCCUUGCUACAGAUGCGCUGGUUUCUCCGUGAAACAGGGCACUAUCACAGUUUCACUGGAGAUGUAGUGGACUUCCUCUUUGUGGCUCUGUUCACUGGAGUGAGGAUUGGUGUAGGAGCUCGCCUCCUUUUCUGUGAAAUGAUCUCACCCACGCCCAAGUGGUUUGUGAAGGCUGGGGGAGUAGCCAUGUAUGCUGUGUCUUGGUGUUUUAUGUUUAACAUCUGGCGCUUUGCAUGGAAGAAAAGCAUCAAGAAGUACCAUGCUUGGAGAAGCAGGUGGAGUGAGGAACGGCGGCUAAAACAUAAUGGACAUCUCAAGACACAUUAGCCACGACUUGCUUCAGAUCAUGGAUUGGGUUAAGUCAGCCAUGGGAACCAGGUUGGAAAUAUGGCUGUUAUGGAAUUACAUUUAAACUUAGGUUUCAAAAAAGGGCUAAAUUUAUUGAUCAAUUUGGUCAGUCUUCAAGCCGAGCAUACACCAGUAUUAAAACACUAACUUCUACAGUGGCACAGUUGUAGACAGAGAGAACACUCAGUGGUAGCUGGGAAUAAGUCAACUGUGAAGUGAGAACUACUGGCACUUUUUUUCAUUCGCGGUAACCCUGGGUCCUCUUGUCCCUGGGAGCUUUGAUGUUCAGACAGAAAGGAACUCGAAAAAGAUUAGUGCUAUUUAUUGUUCCUUCAAGAAGUAAUUGCUUCCACAAACAGUUAUUCCUGCUUUCCGUGUAGCAAUUUAUGUAAGUCCAUCCCAUUUACUAUAAAAUGAGGGACUGUCAGGAAGACACAUGCCUUUGGCAAGGAAGAGGGGAUUGGGUCUGAAGGAGAAUAGAAAAGGAUGAGAGUUGAAACUGUGGCAAUGGUGAGGGGGUCACUUACUGAACCUCCCUAUACCAACUCUGUUGGAGGUCCCCAAGACUACCCCCAGGUUUUGUGAUUCACUAAAGGACUCAGCAUAUAGUCAUGAAUAGCUUUGGUUUAUUAUAGUGAAAGGAUACAAAGAAAAAUCAGCAAAAGGAAAAGCUACCUGGGACAAAGUCUGGGGGAAACCAGGUACGAGUUUCCAGAGUCCUCUCCCAGUGAAAUCACACAGGAGAAUGUGCUCAGUUCCUCCGGCAACGAUUUGUGACAAUGUGUGAAAUGGUUGUCUACUGGGGAAGGUCAUCAUAGACAGACUUGGUUCCUAAGGUUUUUACUGGCGACAGGUCAUGUAGACAGACUCUGCUGGGCACGUAGCAAAAGUCAAGACUCUCAAAAGGAAAGCAGGUAUUAAGCAUACACCAUACUGUUUGCACAAACAGUUUAGGCACAGUGAGCCAGUCUUAUCAGUUAAUGGUGGGAAGUCUCCCAAAAUCUAACUUCACAGAUGCCGGCUAACGGCCAACCUUGCAAGCAGGCCUUUUUAAGGAUAGCAGUUGAGGCCUGCUGUGUUAACUCUUUUCUGCACAAAAACCAUAGAGCUAGGGGUUUGGAUUCCAGAUAAAUGAGGUGUGGGUAGAUUUACUGAGUCCUGCUAUACGGGUUCUGCCCUACCAGGAAAACUGUGCCAGUUCUCAGGGCUUUUGUGCAUUAAUCUCCUAGGCAUUUGAGGCUAUGACUAAAUUCCAUAGGGAUUUACCAUGUGGAUUCCACUGUGUUUGAGAUGGCAGUUCAGGUUUCAGCUCUGUUGUACAUAUUGCAAACUAGAGCCAAAGACUGUAAAGUGUGUACUGGCCUCAGGAUGAUGAGGCUAAUUUUUUUUUGUUUUACUCUUUUCAUUUCAGAUACAUUCCCUUUUAGUUUUUCUUCUUUCUCCUAAAAAGGUGCCACUCCAUGGACAAACUAAUAUGAUAAGGCCAAUCUUGGAAGGAAAAAAAAAAUUCUUAGUGUGAUCUUAUCUAGUCCGAAGUAGGACAAGCAAGAAUAGAAGCUUAGAAUAAGGGGUUAAGAGUCGAGAAUUCUUGGGUUCUUUUAGCUAAUUUUGCUACUCACUUGCCAGAUCAUUUGGGCAAUUUGUUUAUUCUCUGCCUCAGUUUAAACCUGUUGUGAAUGAAUGAAAUACCCUGCUGUGUAUUACAAAGAGAUACUAUGUGGCAUUUUAUUAAGGGAAGUCUUCAGGGCUUUUAUGAAAAAAUGAUUAUUUAUGUAUUUAUUGUUUAUUUAUUUAUUUAUUUUUACCAUGUUAUUUAGACCAAUAGUGAUUGAUUAGCUCAGUUGGUGAGCAAGGGUGUGGUGCUAUUGAAGUCAAGGCUGAAGGUCAGUAGGAAUGUCAGGCCAUUCUUUGGUCACAGGUAAUAUUAAACUAAUGAGUGGCCUUGAAAAUGGAUGUCAUUAGCCACAGAAACCAGGCAUGAGGGAGUAAACUGUAAAGUCAUCACUGCUAAGGGAAAAGAAACUUUAAAGGCAUGUUACCAAUGGGUGUUUAAAAAUGAGUGUCAUUUGUUUAAAAACAUUUGCUGGGCAUUGAAAUAAUCUGACAGCAGCAUCUCUUACGUCUUUCUUUCUAUGAUCAGUAUCCCUAAAAUACUGGUGAGCUUCUUUCCAACAAAAUUGUGAUCAAAGUAGGAUGCUGGAGAAUGCUGAUUUUAGCAAAAGCCUAGCAGUAAAGAGUGGCUUGGCAUAUGAGCUUAAAAAAAAAGAAAAAGCUGGCUCUUGAAUUUUGGCACGGUGCAACCUGUUCCAUACCAGACAAAUGAAUAAGCUUAAUCUGGUACCAAUUCUUUUCUCCCUUACCCCUUAGAAGUGAAGGGAUUGCAGAUCUUGCUGUUUUGGGGCACUCUCAUGGGAAUGUACAUAGGUUUUUUUGAAUGAUGAGAAACCUGAAUAAUUGAUAAGGGGAAGGGAAUCCCUCAUUUCAGUUUUUCUUUAUGUUGUAACUCAUAGCUAUGAAGAAACAUCUGAGAGAAAAGGAUGAACUGAAGAUGACUCAGCAGUUAAGAUGCUGAGUCUUUACACCACAGGUAAAUGAAGGGCUAAUUAAUGUGUGGUCUGCUCAGACAAAAUGAAGUACUCAUUUGCACUUGGAUUACUAUGUAAUAAUAACUAACGCUGUUCAAGAAGGAUUUGUAUUUCAAUAAGAUUUGUACUAAAUUUUAUAAAAGUAAAACAACUUUUAUAUAAAUCCA